This is a messenger RNA of Centropristis striata (black sea bass), 4847 nucleotides long. RefSeq names its product NACHT, LRR and PYD domains-containing protein 12-like. Bases 1 to 3513 code for a protein of 1170 amino acids. Gene Ontology annotation, molecular function: protein binding. The transcript is spliced from 10 exons. NCBI's taxonomy places the organism in Eukaryota, Metazoa, Chordata, Actinopteri, Perciformes, Serranidae. The record is from RefSeq and is a predicted model, not a curated record.
AUGGCGUCACAAGUGGAGCUCCUCCUCAGAGUUCUGCAGGACUUGGGAAAUGAGGAGUUCAAGCACUUCCAGUGGCUCCUGAAGCAGGCUGACAUUGUAGAAGGCUUCCCGGCUAUUCCAAAGAGCCGGCUGGAGGAGGCCAACAGGCAUGACACUGUGGAUCAGAUAGUGCAAAUCUACAGCCUUCCUGGUGCUCUGCAGAUCACAGUGGAAGUUCUGAAGAAGAUCAACAGGAAUGAUUUAGUGGAGCAUUUUUCUGAAAGUGUUUCUGCAUUCAACGAGGAUGCCACUGAUGUUGGAGAAACUCCAGAGAACAUUCAACAGGCACAGGCAGCUCCUCACCCUCCCAAGCCUGGUGCUCAGGCUGAAGAUUUGCUGGUGCUGAGGCCAACGCCUCCAAGAUCCAUCACAUCAUACCAAUGCAUGCUCCAGUCAAACCUCCAGAACAAGUUCAUGUGCAUACCAGAGGGGUCAUCAAAGAUGAAGGACAAGAAACUUCUGGAUGAUAUAUACACGGAGCUCUUCAUCAUAGAUGGGUAUGAUGUAGAUGUCAACAUGCAGCAUGAGGUCAGGCACAUUGAGAUGGUAUCAAGAAAACCGGAAGAAAUGGCGAGAUCUAUUCAGCAUAACAACAUUUUCAAACACCCCUCUGGAGAAAACACACCAGUAAGAACAGUCCUGACCAGCGGGAUUGCAGGAAUCGGCAAAACAUUCCUUGUUUACAAAUUUAUCCUGGACUGGGCUGAAGGAAGAGCCAAUCAAGAUGUGCAUCUCACGUUCCCCUUCAACUUCCGCCAGCUGAAUUUACUGAAGGGCAGAAAGUUUCGUUUUGCUGAGCUCAUUCACAAAUGCAUCAAGGAAACCAAAGAUAUAGAAGAGGAGGCUCUUAAUUACAUCUUCACAAAACUACAGGCUUCAGGAAACACUAACUAUGACAAGAGUAAAUUCAAACUUCUGUUUGUGCUUGAUGGGCUGGACGAAAGCCGCCUUCAGCUCGACUUCAGUGACGAGGAAGAACAUUCUAUUGAUGAACCACUGCUGGUGAAUGAUCUGCUGGCACACCUCAUCCAGGGGAAACUACUCCCUUCUGCUCGCCUCUGGAUAACCACACGACCCGCAGCAGCCAAUCAGAUCCCCCCUGAGUGUGUUGACAUAGUAACAGAGGUCAGAGGGUUCACUGACCCACAGAAGGAAGAGUACUUCAGGAAGAGAUUCAGAGAUGAGGAGCAGGCCGGCAGAAUCAUCUCCCACAUCAGGAAAUCACAAACCCUCCACGUCAUGUGCCGCAUCCCGGUCUUCUGCUGGAUCACCGCUUCAGUUCUGAAGCAAAUCGCAGGAGAAGAUGAGAGAAAAGAAAUUCCUCAAACUCUGACUGAGAUGUAUACAAAAUUCCUUGUGUUUCAGAUAAAGCAGACUGCCCUGAAGUAUGACACAAAUUGGAACACCAAGAUCAUCAAGUCACUUGCAAAGCUGGCUUUUCACCAGUUACAGAGCGGUAAUCUGAUCUUCUAUGAGACAGACUUGAACAAUAGUGGCAUUCAUCUUAAUGAAGCAUCAGUGUACUCCGGUGUGUUCACACAGAUCUUUAAGGAAGACGAUGGGCUGAACGAAAACAAGAUGUUUUGCUUCGUGCAUCUGAGCAUUCAUGAGUUUUUAGCAGCUGUUUUCGUGGUCCUGUCACUUUUAAAUGACAAGAAGGAUGUGCUGGGUAAACCGCAAACACUUUUCCAACAUUUAAAGAUGUUUUUCAGAAAAGCAUCUGGGACUGAGAUCUGUAUGAAAGCUGUGGACAAAGCCCUACAGAGUAAAAAUGGCCACCUCGACUUGUUCCUCCGCUUCCUCUUGGGCCUUUCUUUAAAGUCAAACUGCGAUCUCUUACAAGGCCUCCUGAAGCAAACAGAUAGCAGCACAGAGACCAACCAGAAGCUGGUGAAGUAUAUCAAAAAGAUGAUCAGGGAGAAUCCCUCCCCAGAGAGGUGCAUUAACCUCUUCCACUGUCUAGGUGAACUGAAGGACAGUUCUCUAGUGGAUGAGGUCCAGUGUUACCUGAGAACAGGAAGCCUCUCCACAGCCAGUCUCUCUCCGGCUCAGUGGUCAGCCCUGGUCUUCAUCUUACUGUCAUCAGAAAAAGACCUGGAUGUAUUUGACCUGAAGAAAUACUCCAAAUCAGAGGCAGUUCUUAUGAGAAUGUUGCCAUUGGUCAAAGCCUCUACAACUGCACUACUAGACCAAUGCGAGCUCUCACACCUAUCUUGUGAAGCUCUGGCCUCGGUACUCAGCUUGCGCUCCUCCAGUCUGACAGAACUGGACAUGAGUAACAACAGCCUGCAGGAUUUAGGAAUGAAGCUGCUCUGUCGUGGGCUGCAGAGUCCAAACUGUGGACUGGAAAAUCUGAAGUUGUCAAGCUGUGACAUCACAGAGGGAGGAUGUGCUUCUUUGGCCUCUACCCUGAGCUCUGAAGCUCAUUGUCACAAUGUGGGGCAAUAUUGCAGUCUAAGAAAGCUGGAGCUGAGUAACAACAACCUACAGGACGCAGGUCUAAAGUGGGUCUGUGUUGGAUUGGAGAAUCCCCAUUGCAGACUGGAAACCCUCAGUCUCAGAUGGUGUAACCUGUCGAAGAGAGACUGUGAACAUCUGGCCUCAGUUCUCAGAUCUAAGUCCUCCAGUCUGAAAAAACUGGACCUAAGUAGCAACGACCUUCAGGAUUCAGGAGUGAGUUUACUCUCUUAUGGACUGGGAAGUCUAAAUUGUGGACUGGAAACACUAAGGUUGUCAGGCUGUCAGGUCACAGGUGAAGGUUGUGCUUCUCUGGCCUCAGCUCUGAGCUCCAACCCCUCCCAUCUGAGAGAGCUGGACCUGAGCUACAACCAUCCAGGAGACUCAGGGGUGCAGCUGCUCUCUGCUCGCCUGGAGGAUCCACAGUGGAGACUGGAGACUCUCUGUGUUGAUCAUUGCGGAGAGUUCAGGAUCUUGCCUGGGCACAGGAAAUAUGCCUGUGAACUCACUCUAGACUUGAACACAGCACAAAAGAAGCUCCACUUGUCCAACGGUGGCAGACAGGUGACAAAUGUAAGAAAGGAGCAGCCAUAUCCCAAUCACCCUGAGAGGUUUGAAUACAGGUACCAGGUUCUGUGUACAGAGGGUGUGACUGGGUGUUGUUACUGGGAAGUGGAGUGGAAAGGACCAACAUAUAUUGGAGUGACGUACAGAGGAAUCCACAGGAAAGGACGGGAGGACAACUCUCUGCUCGGGUGGAACGACAAGUCCUGGUGUUUAGACUGCAACAAAAACACUGCUUGGCACAACGGAAAGGCCACAGUCACGUCUCCAACAUCCUCCCUCAGGUCCAACAGGGUAGCAGUGUAUGUGGACUAUCCUGCUGGUUCUCUGUCCUUCUACAGAGUGUCCUCUGACACACUGAUCCACCUCUGCACCUUCAACACCACGUUCACUGAACCCCUCUAUCCUGCAUUGAUGGUUCUCGGCACAUAUUCAUUUGCAUUAUUGUGUUAAUGGCAGGAGUUACAUAGUAUUCUAUAGAUGUCUAGGUAAAAGUCUCAUUGAGGUUAAAAUCUCUUUUCCAAGAGUGACCUAAGAAGGCAGCAUAAACAUUGUUCCAACAUUAAACACAGCCAAUUAAGGGAGAAAAAUAUACAGCAGCCACACACUACAAAUUAGUGAGUAUAUACUAUCCACUUUAUAUGCGAAACAAGACACAGUUAUAAUACGUAAAACAGCACAGUUUAAACUAUUUAGUAAAUUAAUUUAGGCCCAAUCACAUUCACCAAGAGUGCUAUUUUCUCAAUCCUUUAAAAUUGACUUAAAUCCCCCAUAUUAAUUAGCAGUUUGGAGUUUUAAAGAUGAAGAUGUCAGACCAUCUUUAUUCAUUCACAACUGGACUACUGCAAUUCUAUGCAGGUGCUUCACCAGAAAUCACUGCUGCCAGACUUAUUUUUGCCAACCCGGGUAUCAUGCCAAAUCGCUUUCUUCUUUUAAUCAAUCUCUCCCAAUAGCCUAUAAAUAAUUUUCAUUUUAUACCUAGUAUCUUUAUAUGUUUUACAUGCUGCACUUGCCAAAUAUUUUUAACUUUUGUCUGUUUUACUGUUUUCUGCCAUGUUCAUUUCUUUGAUUUGUUCUGUUUGUUUUGUGAAAAGCUCUGUAGCAUUAUCUAUGAGAAGUUAAAUACAUAAAGAAACACCCAUAUCUGUUACAGCGGCAGAAGACAUAUUCAGAUCCAUUACUUCAGUAAAAUUACUAAUACCACACUGUUUAUUGUUUAAUUAGUCCACUACAAGUGAAAGUCCUGCAUUCAAAACUUACUGAAGUAAAAAUACAAAAGUAUUAGCAUCAAAAUGUACUUGAAGUAUCAAAAGUAGAAGUACUCUUUAGAAUGACCCCACUCAGAUUGUUUUAUUUAUUCUAAAUAUAUUAUUACAUUAUUUGUAUUGAUGCAUUUAUGUAAGUAGUGUUUUAAUUUAGUAAAGACAGGGCUCUUUAAAUACUUAAUAUCCUGUUGUAAGAUUUAAUUAAAAAAAAAAGUCUAAUCACUUUAAAUGUUUUUCAUUUUAAAUCUUGACCUAAAAAGUACAGCUGUCAGCUGAAUGUAGUGGAGUAAAAAGUACAAUAUUUGCCUUUGCAUUUUUUUUCCUGUGUAUGUUCGUUAAUCUUAAAUAGACCGUUAUGUUUAAAUGUUCUAUAAUACACUUUUGUACAUUUGCGCAGGAGCUGAAGUUGAGGGCAGAACUGACUGGGGAUUGUUUUGUUUAUUGUAUCUGUCAGGUAUGUUUUGUUCAUUUGAGAUUUUGCCCUUUUUGUCACUAUUAAUGGGAGAGGAGCUGAAGUUGAGG